AUGAAUAUUAAUUAGGCGUGGGGGCGCGGCCUCUCGGUGGAGGAAGGCUCGAGCGAACAUGGAGGGUUAGAGCUGUCUGGAUCUGCGGAGGAGACGUGUGUUUUAUUUUGCUUUGUUCCAACAUGGAGAUGAAGAAGAGGGUCCUCCUGGAGCUCAGGAACAGGAAACCUAAGGACGUGGCGGAGCUGGUGGUGGAUAACUGCCGCUCCAGCGACGGGGAGGUGGAGGGUCUGACGGAGGAGUACUCGGAGCUGGAGAUCCUCAGCAUGGUGAACGUGGGGCUCAGCUCGCUGUCCAAGCUGCCUGCUCUGCCCAAACUCAGCAAGCUGGAAGUGAGUGAUAACCUGAUCUCUGGAGAUCUGGACUCGCUGGUAGAGAAAUGUCCCAACCUGACGUACCUGAACCUGAGCGGGAACAAGAUCAAGGAGCUGAGCAGCAUCAAGACGCUGCAGAGUCUGAAGCACCUGAAGAGUCUGGACCUGUACAGCUGUGAGGUGUCCUCUCUGCAGGAGUACAGGCCGAGCGUGUUCCAGCUGCUCCCUCAGAUCAAGUACCUGGACGGGUACGACCCCCAGGACAACGAGCUGCCCGACUCCAACGAUGAGGAAGAUGAGGACGACGAUGAUGAUGUGGCCGGUCCCCAUGUACACGAUGAUGAUGAAGACGAUGAUGAGAGCUCAGAGGUGGAGGAGGGGGAGGAGGGGGAGGUGGGGCUGUCCUACCUGAUGAAGGAAGGCAUCCAGGACGAGGAGGACGACGGUGACUACGUUGAAGAGGAGGAAGACGAGGAAGACGGAGAUGCUGCAGAGGUUCAGGGAGAGAAGAGGAAGAGGGAGGCAGACGACGAAGUUGACGAUGACGAUGAUGAAUAAUUAACGCCCGCUCCGGUGACCUCUGACCCUCAGGGCCGCAGACUGUCAUGUGAUCAAGUCAGCUGCGAUGUGAUUGGCCGAUCGUUUCCUCUCUACCAAACUCAGACCUUUUAGAUUUUACCCAAAACAGUUUUUUAUCCUAGUUCUCAUUGGCCGACGUCCUCUCAGCUUUACUCUGAGAGGACUACAUUACCCAUGAUCCUCGGCGGCCCUGCCUCUGUAAAUAGACCGGCCUCUCUCUGUUGUGAAUCAUGACCUCUCCGAGUUCAUUUAUUUUUUUAUUCCCGUCUUCUUCUGUGUUUUCAAUAAAAAACGGAUGAAACAUCA
Trematomus bernacchii (emerald rockcod) is the source of this 1199-nucleotide messenger RNA. Its product is annotated as acidic leucine-rich nuclear phosphoprotein 32 family member E-like. Gene Ontology annotation, biological process: regulation of apoptotic process. Gene Ontology annotation, cellular component: nucleus. The transcript has 7 exons. The record is from RefSeq and is a predicted model, not a curated record. Gene Ontology annotation, molecular function: histone binding; phosphatase inhibitor activity. Lineage: Eukaryota; Metazoa; Chordata; Actinopteri; Perciformes; Nototheniidae. The coding region runs from base 123 to 872 and encodes 249 amino acids.